AUGGGCUGCUUUCUCAGUCUCAAGUUCAGAAACAAAAGACACAGCAAGAAAGUUGAUGCUGAUGCUGCUGCUUCAAAUGGCACUACUGAUCUUGAUCUUGAAAAGGAAAAGGAUUUUGAAGGUAAUGAUGGUUGUGUGAGGAAAUACAACUGGAGUGAGAUACAGAAGCUGUCAAUGAAUUUCUCUCAGAUUGUUGGAUCAGGAGGAUUUAGCACAGUAUAUUUGGGCCACUUGACUGGUUCCGAUCUUGGGGCUAUCAAGAUUCACUGCCCAACUGACUAUCUUAAUAAAGUUUUCAAGCAAGAACUAGACAUACUACUUCAACUUCAACAUGACAACAUUGUCAAGCUUCUAGGAUACUGUGACAAUCAAGAUGAAGGUGCUUUGGUAUUUGAGUAUGUUUCCAAUGGAACCUUGCAAGAUAAACUCCAUGCUGCAGAAAGAGAAAUUAGGAAGUCAUCAACUGCUAGUUCAGUACUUCCAUGGAGAAAUAGAAUGGCAAUAGCCUACCAACUUGCUCAAGCUCUUGAAUAUUUACAUGAAAAAUGUCAACUCCAAAUUGUACACGGUGACAUCAAACCUUCAAAUAUUUUACUCGAUGAUCAACUGAAUUGCAAGCUUUGUGAUUUUGGGUUUGCAAAGAUGGGAUUUUCUUCUACAAUAAUGACCUCCAAUAACAGGAAACAAGUGAUGAUGGGUUCUCCGGGUUAUACCGAUCCACACUACCUUAGAACAGGAAUAGCAUCGAAAAAGAAUGAUGUGUACAGCUAUGGAGUCAUCAUUUUGGAACUUGUGACAGGAAUGGAGGCAUUUUGUGAGGAAAGAGGGCAAGGCCAGCUAUUGACAUCAAUAAUGGGGCCCAUUUUGAAGGACAUAAUUGCUAGUGGUGAUGAUAAUGAAUGCAAAGCGAUGAAGGUGGCAGAAAUGGUGGAUCCAAAAUUGGGAGGAGACUUUGAAGUCAAGGAAGUCAAGGCUAUGAUUUCCCUUGCAGCUCUUUGCCUUGGACAGUCUCCAAGUCUUAGGCCAUCUGCUACGCAAAUCUUGCACACUAUCAAGGAGAAUAUAGCUUCCAUUCCCUUCCUCUCUACGCAGCAAAAAGAUUUGCCAAAUUGA
This is a messenger RNA of Dovyalis caffra, 1113 nucleotides long. Lineage: Eukaryota; Viridiplantae; Streptophyta; Magnoliopsida; Malpighiales; Salicaceae. The record is from the annotation of a GenBank genome assembly.